Molecule: messenger RNA, 1386 nt
Organism: Capsicum annuum
Lineage: Eukaryota; Viridiplantae; Streptophyta; Magnoliopsida; Solanales; Solanaceae
Product: mitochondrial import receptor subunit TOM40-1
Exons: 11
Coding region: 104-1051 (315 amino acids)
Biological process (GO): protein import into mitochondrial matrix
Cellular component (GO): mitochondrial outer membrane translocase complex; mitochondrial outer membrane
Molecular function (GO): transmembrane protein transporter activity
Source: RefSeq, a predicted model, not a curated record
UACUUCGUCUCUACUCUACUGAGUUUUUCUUCCUCUUACAGCCGCACUCAGGAAGAAGAACAAAUAAAUUAUUUUCAUUUGUUUAUUUAUUUUUGUUACUGAAAUGGCUACUCUGGUUCCUCCUCCGUCAACUACUACAGUUCCACCGGCGAAUUCGAAUUCGGCGGCGGCGGCCGAAUCGGAGAAAAUUGAUUACAUGAAGUUGCCUUGUCCAAUUCCUUAUGAAGAAAUUCACCGUGAAGCUCUCAUGUCUUUGAAGCCUGAGCUUUUUGAAGGCAUGCGUUUUGAUUUUACCAAAGGACUUAAUCAGAAAUUUUCACUCAGUCAUAGUGUUUUAAUGGGGCCUACAGAACUUCCUACCCAGUCUGCAGACGUCGUUAAAAUUCCAACUGCUCACUAUGAGUUUGGAGCCAACUUUUUAGAUCCACAGAUGAUGCUUGUUGGGAGAGUAAUGACAGAUGGGAGGGUGAAUGCUAGGGUGAAGUGUGAUUUGUCUGAAAAUCUUUCAUUGAAAGCCAAUGGACAGCUAACUGGUGAGCCACACAUGUCACAUGGCAUGGCUAACUUCGAUUACAAGGGUAAAGACUACAGAACUCAAUUUCAAUUUGGAAAUGGUGCAUUACUUGGAGCCAGCUACAUCCAGAGUGUGACUCCACAUUUCUCUUUGGGUGGGGAAGUUUUCUGGGCUGGUCAGCAUCGGAAAUCUGGCAUUGGUUAUGCUGCUCGUUACAACACUGACAAAAUGGUUGCUGCGGGGCAAGUUGCUAGUACUGGAAUGGUGGCACUGAGUUAUGUUCAGAAAAUUUCUGAAAAGGUGUCGCUAGCAUCAGACUUUAUGUACAAUUACCUGUCUAGAGAUGUUACAGCAAGCUUUGGUUACGAUUACUUUCUUCGGCAGUGUCGUCUCAGAGGGAAGAUUGAUUCCAAUGGAUGUGUUUCUGCGUUCUUGGAAGAACGCUUAAACAUGGGGCUGAACUUCAUUCUGUCGGCUGAGGUCGAUCACAAAAAGAAAGACUAUAAGUUCGGCUUUGGACUCACAGUCGGAGAAUAAGGAGGCAGGCAACGUAGACAGGGAUUUAGGUUUUAAUAUAUGAGAGCAAGAUUAAAAUCAAAAGCGUCUUAACAAGUGAUGUUUUUUCCUCAGCGAUAAAAGAACCGAAACAUCAGUUUUGUAUUUUUAUCGUUCGACAUUGUUUCUUUGAGACAUUCUUUAGACACACCAAUAGUUGAUUUUCCAACUUGAGAUAUUCUUUAGACAAUUUAGAAUUGUAGAAUUGACUUGUUAGAAAGAGAUGUACCAUUCUGGUUUUACUGCAUCUGGCUACUAUGUGCUUAAUAAUUUUACGGUUGAAGUUAAUUUAGAGUUCAGUUUAUUGCAGAGGCAAA